Ilex paraguariensis (yerba mate) is the source of this 2234-nucleotide messenger RNA. Lineage: Eukaryota; Viridiplantae; Streptophyta; Magnoliopsida; Aquifoliales; Aquifoliaceae. The record is from the annotation of a GenBank genome assembly.
GAGAGAGAGAGAGAGAGAAGGAAGGACGAGGCAUCGAUCUAUGCAACCGACGCAGAAGCCAUCGGUAGCAUUGGGUCCAUUGAUUGGGAAAGACGGAUUGAUCUUAAUUAUACGAAGCGCAGAUUAUGAGCUGGUUUGAUAAGCUUCGGUGUUCUUCUAAUCUCAGCCGCUUCAUUGCCGGCCUUCUCAUCUUCAUGCUCUAUCAUUCCUUUCAAUUAAUUUCCAAUUUCUUGAUUCCUAUACACCCGUAAAAGUAGCAGAAUUAAGUCUUGUUCUUUCAAUAAAAACACGAAGAAAACCUGCUGAAUUUGUCCAAACUCGUUGAUUCGUUUCAUGAUGGAGUUCAAAGAUUCAAUUUCUAGCAAUUUUCUCGACGGAAAUUUUCCCUCACGUAUUGAGAGGCAACACAGUUCACUCCCUUCGGUCAUUGUGAUUGGAGGGGGUAUUUCGGGGAUCGCUGCUGCACAUAUUCUCCAGAAUGCAUCUUUUAAGGUGAUCUUGUUGGAGUCACGAGAUAGAAUUGGUGGCCGUAUCCAUACUGACUACUCAUUUGGGUGCCCAGUAGAUAUGGGAGCAUCAUGGCUACAUGGUGUUUGCAAUGAGAAUCCUUUGGCUCCCCUGAUACGUCGGUUGGGCCUUUCGUUAUACCGCACGAGUGGUGAUAAUUCAGUGCUAUAUGACCACGAUUUGGAAAGCUGCGCACUUUUCGGUAUGGAUGGCCAUCAAGUUCCUCAAAAGACGGUUAUAGAAGUUGGAGAUGUAUUUAAGACGAUUCUAAAGGAGACAGAGAAAGUAAGGGAUGAACAUAAGGAUGAUAUGUCUGUUCUGCAAGCAAUAUCGAUUGUGCUGGAGAGACAUCCUGAAUUAAGACAAGAAGGACUUGCUCAUGAAGUAUUGCAAUGGUACAUAUGUAGAAUGGAAGCUUGGUUUGCUGCAGAUGCAGAUAUGAUAUCUCUGAGUACCUGGGAUCAGGAGCAAGUUCUUUCUGGAGGUCAUGGACUUAUGGUGCAAGGUUAUUAUCCUAUAAUUAAUGCUCUGGCAAAAGAUAUUGAUAUACGCCUGAAUCACCGGGUUGCAAAAAUAUCCAAUAGGUCUAAUAAGGUGACGGUUACAGUUGAUGAUGGGAGGAGCUUUGUUGCCGAUGCUGCCAUUAUAACAGUUCCCCUUGGUGUUCUCAAAGCCAACUUAAUUGAGUUUGAGCCAAAAUUGCCGGAGUGGAAGGUCACCGCAAUAUCUGAUCUUGGUGUGGGCAAUGAGAAUAAGAUUGCUUUACGAUUUGAUAAUAUCUUCUGGCCGAAUGUGGAAUUAAUGGGUAUUGUUGCGCCAACUUCUUAUUCAUGUGGCUAUUUUCUUAAUCUCCACAAAGCAACAGGACAUCCUGUCCUUGUCUACAUGGCUGCUGGUAGGUUUGCUUAUGAUCUUGAGAAGCUAUCUGAUGAGUCUGCUGCAAAUUUCGCAAUGCUGCAGCUCAAAAAAAUGUUUCCUGACGCAACUGAGCCAGUUCAGUAUCUUGUAUCGCGUUGGGGAACAGACCCAGAUUCGCUGGGAUGUUACUCAUACGAUUUAGUUGGAAAGCCAAGUGAUGUGUAUGAUCAACUUCGAGCACCACUGGGCAGUCUUUUCUUUGGAGGUGAAGCUGUUAGCAUGGAACACCAGGGAUCUGUACAUGGAGCCUACUCAGCUGGAGUUAUGGCUGCAGAAAAUUGUCGGAGGCAUCUUAUGGAGAGACUCGGUAGCUUGGAAAAGAUCCAACUUAUCUCCCUCAGGGAAGAAAUGCUUGAAGUCACUGUUCCCCUCCAAAUCUCGAGGAUGUGAGAUACUUAUUUACAUAUGAUAUGUUCAAGAAUGUUAGUAAGAGUAAUUGUCUAUCCAACUUAAUUUCUAUGUUGUUGCUAAAUUGAAGAGUUUAAUUGAUGUUGUGGAUGCACUAGUACACUAUAGAGGAAGGCUGGCUAAUGUUUAUUGUUGUGCUUCUCAUUAUUUCGGUUUGUAAUUGUUUGGUAAGGGGUAGGCUGAGUGAAUGUUCCCGUCCCGUCCCGUUAGGGGAGAUGCGUACAUCUCUCCCUUCUACAAAGACUUGGCAACUGCGGAUGUAAGUUGAGAGAGAGACCUAUUUGUUGAAUUUAUGUUUUAUUGCAUAAAUCAUUAAGGUCUUAUGGUGGGAUGGUAAACAAGUGGAUCCGCCUAAUUUAUAUAAUAAAUUAGUUGUAUUUUGGUGGAGUUUUGUAAUCCCG